This is a messenger RNA of Rotaria sp. Silwood1, 408 nucleotides long. The record is from the annotation of a GenBank genome assembly. NCBI's taxonomy places the organism in Eukaryota, Metazoa, Rotifera, Eurotatoria, Philodinida, Philodinidae.
AUGAUAUCAGCUAUAAUUAUUUCAUUACUUAUUGCGCUUGCAACCAUUGUCAUUACAAUUCAACAAAAUAAACUUAAUAAAGCCAAUCGAGCUAAUGAUAUAGAUAUAGCACAAAAACAACGCGAAAAAAAUUUAUUAAUAUAUAAUACAACUCGAGAACAAGAUCGUGAAUUAAAUACACAACAACCUGUUUUAAGACAAUUAGAUGGUAAUAGAAAAACUAAUGUAAUUUUAUUUUUACUUGAAUCAGGAUUAUUAACAAGUGGAAAAGAUUCAAUAAGUUUAGUUGGUGGUAACUUAAAUGGAUUUCAACUAGAUAUUGAAGAAGAUAGUAAUAAUUGUCAUUCUUACCUAUUUUAUUUAGUAUUACUAAGAACUUCACUUGCUAAUGCAUCAUUUCAAGAUUAG